Penicillium manginii is the source of this 1023-nucleotide messenger RNA. RefSeq lists its product as uncharacterized. The record is from RefSeq and is a predicted model, not a curated record. The transcript has a single exon. The coding region runs from base 1 to 1023 and encodes 340 amino acids. NCBI's taxonomy places the organism in Eukaryota, Fungi, Ascomycota, Eurotiomycetes, Eurotiales, Aspergillaceae.
AUGGCGCAAGCGUCCCCAGCCCAGCUAUUCAAUACAUCCUGGACACUGCACCGUCUUUCCCCCCUCCACCACGGAAAAGACUGCGAGACCAUCCUAAACAACCCAACCGCAUUGAAAGUAUAUGCGACGCGACUACGCGACCAGCUGACAGGCGACGUUCUCGCCGGUCUACACGCCAGCGCAACCACAGCAGAAAACGAUGUGUUGUCCAAAGCAGGCGCGCUCAAAAACUGCCAAUGGCUUUCAAUCUCCACAGAGCCCCAGCCCAACGAACAGGCCGCCUUUCCAGGCAUUUUGAUCACGCUGGAAUAUGAGAAUAUCACAUAUAAAGCCGCUUUACUUGCAGAGCCAGAGGCAGAAACCCGUACUGAUGGCCAUCGCGAGGGCACCACUUCGCUCCCAUUGCUUUUGACGAAAUUCCCAAGCGCUCUGCGACAGACCUUUCUCUCAUUCCUAUCGGCUAAUUUUGACACCUACUGCUCAACCCUUCAUCUGCCGUCGAGCUUUCUGUGCUCGGGGAUGGAAUCUUUUAUACAGAGUCUGCGGAGCACAGGGUCACGAGCUACCGCGAAUGAUAACACCGUUGAAGAAGUCGUCAAAGACCUUCAAAUCACCCUUGCAUUUUCACAAUCGAUUGCGCCAGCGCUACGCUCUCUAAACGUGAAUAUCUCUCGAACCUCCCUGAAGCAAUUCCUGAGUGUGGAUAGCGGGAAAUCAAAGGGCCGCACUCUCAAACAGAAGCUCAGCAGCCCUUUCAUUCCAAAUCUGACCUCUUAUCUGGAAACGCAUCUCGCCAUGAAAUUAGACCUGGAUGGCUCGGCUACCCAAGGAGCUGAACGACAUGUCCGGUUAUCGAAAGUUGCGUGUGCUGCUUUCGCGCUGGGGGUUGAUGGGCGGAUGAAAUUGACUGUCGCCGAUCAGGUCGAUGACGAUGACGGGAUCACACCUACUCAACGGGCAUGUGAGAUUCUCCUCCAGGCGACGAUUCGCAAGGCCGUUAUUGGAAAUCAAGCAGCAACAUGA